CUGCUAGCUAGAGCUAACUUACUUUCCACCAGCAGGAUAGACGAAUCUGCUGCUGCUGCUGCUCACGUUCAGACCACGACUAGUGAGAGAGAGAGGGGGAGAGGUGGGAGUGAGGGGGGGUGUAUGUAUGUGUGGAGGAGCGGGAGUAAGCGUGCUAGUGUGAAUGUGAGUGUGUGAGAGAGAGAGUGUGUGUGUGUGAGUGUGUGUGGAGGAGAGAAAGGGAGCUGGGCUGUGGUAUGCGUCUGCCUCUGCAAGCCGUGUAGAGAGAGUUGAAUGUAGCGGUAUAGACUCUCCCCCGCUGUGAGAAGUGAAAGCUUUCUCAGCUGCACAGAAAAAAAGAAGAAGAAAUAAAGAGAAAGAGUGAGGGAGAGAACCAGGACUGGAGGAACUUUCCUGAGUCUGCUGCCGAACCAAACAUGCUUCUUACCCCGGGAGAGUUUCUCUCGGGCUGUUUCUUCAUCCUCCUGUGCGUCGCCUGCUCCUCGCAGCUGUCCUUGUCGCCUGAGGAAGCCAGCCAGUUUUUAAGAAGACCAAAACGAGCGAACCAGGUUUUUGAGGAAACCAAACAAGGACACUUGGAGAGAGAAUGUGUGGAGGAGAGAUGUACAAAAGAAGAGGCGCGAGAAGUGUUUGAGAACGACCCUGAAACGGAUUACUUCUACCCCAAGUAUUUGGCUUGUGUGGAGAAGUUCGGAGAGAAGAAGAAAGGGGACCUGGUCACCUGUGUCCACAACAUUCCAGACCAGUGCUCCCCUAACCCAUGUAAUCACCAGGGGACAGUGCGCUGUGAGGACAGAAAGGGAGAAUUCCUUUGUCACUGCUUUACAGGGUGGACUGGCCUCAAGUGUGAAGAAGAUGUGAAUGAGUGCAGUAAAGGAAAUGGAGGGUGUGAUCAUGAGUGCACUAACUCAAUGGGAAGUUACCAUUGCUCCUGUCAUAAUGGUUAUGCACUGUCUGGUCAUCACACAUGUCUAGACAUUGAUGAGUGUGAAGACAGUCCUGACGUGUGUGGAACAGCACAAUGCAGGAACCUUAUUGGGAGUUACGAGUGCCUUUGUGAAACCGGCUACGUUUACGACAAUGAGACGAAAACCUGUCAAGACGUGGACGAGUGCGAGUCACGUGUGUGUGAAGAGGAGUGUGUCAACACGCCUGGGAGUUUCCGUUGCUUCUGCGAUGGCAGACAGGGCAAAAAGCUCAGGCAAGACCUGAGGAGUUGUGAGUCCAUUGAGCCUUGUCUUGCUUUGGACAUGAAGAGGAACUCUCGCUCUCUGUACCUGGGCCGCAUGUUCAGUGGGAUUCCUGUGGUCAAGCUACGCUUCCGCCGCAGAGUUCACACCGGCUUCACGGCAGAGUUUGACCUGAUGACGCAUGACUCGGAGGGGGUGAUCUUCUUUGCUGGUGGACACUUAAACAGUUCCUGGAUUGUACUGGCAAUCCACCAAGGGAAACUGGAGUUACAGCUGAAAUAUGGUGCGGUGAGCCGGGUGACUAGCAGUGGUCCGUUGGUUAACGAUGGACAGUGGCACAAGAUAUCAGUAGAGGAGCAAGGGAGAAGCCUGGUUAUAAAAAUUGACAAGGAGGCAGUGAUGAAGAUAGCAGUCAAUGGAGACCUCUUUACACUGAAGAAAGGCAUGCAUGAACUCAACCUGACUGUUGGCGGGGUUCCAUUCAAAGAGGAUGGGCUGGUUAACAAGGUAAACCCACGGCUCGAUGCUUGUAUGCGAGAUUGGCGCUGGCUGACUGGGGAAGACUCAUCCAUCCAGGAGACCAUCCGCAACAACGAGCGCAUGCAGUGCUACCACAGUGAAGACCACAGCUCAUUUUACCCAGGCCAUGGCUUUGCCUACUUCAACCACAGCCACGGUGACACCCAGACGCUUAGUAUACAGUUGACAAUUCGGCCUGCCUCUACCAUGGGAGUUCUGUUUGCACUCGUUCGUCAGGACCACGUCCCUCUCUCCAUCUCCCUUUCUGACUAUCAUUCUGGAAAGAAGGCAUGGAAUGAGUACAUACUGGUGUCUUUUGGUGAUGUGACUGUGGCCAGCGCCGCAGUCAGCCUUUGUGACUCAGACACACACACAGUGAACGUGACAGUGUCCGGAAACAGCACCAUACUGGAGGUGGAUGGGCAGCAGGGCAUGACUGAAUUCGUGGAGAAUUUGGAGCCACUGGACCUGUCGUCCUCAUACAGCACUUUUAUUGGAGGUAUACCAGAUGUUUCUCUGGUGUCCACUCCAGUCUCUGCCUUUUACACAGGCUGCAUGGACGUCACGGUCAACGGCCAGCUGUUAGACCUGGACGAGGCCCAGCACAAGCACAAUGAUAUCCGCUCUCAUGCCUGCCCUCUGGUGGCGCAAACAAGUGAAAGUAAAAAUGUCAUUAGGGCAGAAUAGAGCCCAAAGAGAACUCAUAGGGCUAAUGUUUAUUUUUGGACCUAGCUUAAGCCUAGCCCUGGAACCAAAAUGCCUUUAAAAGGAGAAGGUCCCAUCAAAGUGAAUUUUAGUUCAAGAUUAAAGCUUAACCUGGGUCUUAGGGCUGGCACAAAAAGGCCUUAUCAAGCCACACCCCCUGCGUACACUCCUUUUGGUUCUACCAAACUUUAUAUUUUAAAGUUCAGUUUUACUGUGACAAGCCAUUCACUCCAAACCAUGCAACAGUGGCCCUUUACAUACACCGUCUUCCAACAGUAAGCAACGUAUACACAACCACAUAAACACUGUAACUUGUAUAUUUAUAUUAUACUCACUGAGACACAGGGGAGGAGGUGUAUACUUACAUUAGAGAGGUGAAAAGCACUGUGCUGCAACACGAGCUACUGAGAAAGAGUGCGCUGUAACAUACUGUAUAUGUAAAUACGAGACUGUACAAUGCUUUUUAGACAAAAAGAAACAAAAAACGACAUCCAACUACCUUAACUCCUAGAAAAACAGGCCUUAAGCCAUCAAAGGCCAAGUAGAGGUGCUCAAAGUCAUCACCAGUCAUUUUUAUGUUUUGAUUUUGAGUUCUGGUCUUCCUUAUUUUGUUCAGGCUGUUUGUUUUUAAUCUUCUGUACUGUAUAUGAAAUCUUUGUUUUUGUAUUUCUCUUAUGUUGGCCCUUGGGGUGUUCAGCCAGCGCUAAGGGAGAUCUUUAGUCUCUACCAUCUUAAAGGAGACUAAGCGCUAUUUGAAAAAAUAAAUAAAUAAAGGUGGUUGUAAUAAAA
Messenger RNA from Astyanax mexicanus (Mexican tetra), 3203 nucleotides. It is a transcript of the gene gas6, whose product is annotated as growth arrest-specific 6. Gene Ontology annotation, cellular component: extracellular region. NCBI's taxonomy places the organism in Eukaryota, Metazoa, Chordata, Actinopteri, Characiformes, Acestrorhamphidae. The transcript is spliced from 15 exons. Gene Ontology annotation, molecular function: calcium ion binding. The record is from RefSeq and is a predicted model, not a curated record. The coding region runs from base 417 to 2396 and encodes 659 amino acids.